AUGUCUGCCUCGGGGAAUGAUGCAUUGAAGCCACCAGUCCCCCCUGCCCCGAAGCCAGCGCCCGCGGUCGCUGUUGACUCUGCGUCUCCGGCUCCGGACCUCGUGUCGUGUGAGGCUCCGGCGCCUCUCCUGCCUGCCCCGUCUGCCCCCGUUGCUGAGCCGGGCCUUCCUGCGGGUCCCGCGCCCUCCGCGCCUGGUCCGCCGGCUGUCCCUGUGGAAUCUGCGGGACCGCCUGCAGUUGCUGAACCUGGGGUUGCUCCGCUCGUGCCUGAACUCCUUGCGGCACUGCCCGCCGUUGCUGUCCCUGUUGCCCCCGACGCGGCUGUUGGUUCGUCGCCAAUGGCGGUGUCCGCCACCACUUGCGGCCCAGGCCCGAAUGUGGCGCCAGCGGGGGCCGUCCAGGCGGCGCCUGUUGCUGCACCUGUGGGUCAGCAGCCGGGCCAGCGCUCCUCUCGCCCGCAUUCUCCUGCGCCUCCUCCUGCGGCUCCUCCUCCGGUUGUUCCUCCUGUGACUGUCGCUCCGUCACGUCCGGCUGUUGCUCCCGUUCCUCUUGCCUCUGCUCAGGCUCCCUCCGUUCCUGCCGCCUCUGCUGCCGUACGUGACCGCCGCUUGCGGCUACCGCAGGUUCCUCCAGUUGCGGGACUGGAAUUUGUGACUGCGGCAGGAGGAGCGGUGACGGCACAGUACCCGCCCCUAUUGGCCGCUGAUCCCGCCCCCCCGUCUGUUCUUGAUGCUCCGCUCCUCCCGACCUUGCCUGGGCCUCCUCGCAUGGCUGAGGUCCCGGAAGCGAGCCUGGCGCAGAUGUGGCGUCUCUGUGAGGCCCUUCAAGCCAUCCACCUGAUCCAGGUGUACGGUCAUGCUGCUCUGUUCCAGGGGAAUUCCCUGGAUGGAGGCCCUCGGGACGAGUGCCUUGAUGCGGCGGAUCGGCUCGCCGAGCUCCUGGCGCCCGUGCUGGCUGCGCCCGUGCGGGGUGUAAUUGCGGGCGUUGGGCAGCUUGGAACGGCUGUCCGUGGGUUGAAGCGGGUCCUGCGCGCUGGGACUGGAGACGAAGUGAUCGGCGCAAGCGCGGCGGUGGUGCGGGAGCUUCACCGAUCUCAGACUGGGCUUCUUGCGGUUCACGACGCGGAUCAAUACUAG
Messenger RNA from Closterium sp. Naga37s-1, 1137 nucleotides. Lineage: Eukaryota; Viridiplantae; Streptophyta; Zygnematophyceae; Desmidiales; Closteriaceae. The record is from the annotation of a GenBank genome assembly.